Molecule: messenger RNA, 897 nt
Organism: Gongylonema pulchrum
Lineage: Eukaryota; Metazoa; Nematoda; Chromadorea; Rhabditida; Gongylonematidae
Source: the annotation of a GenBank genome assembly
AAAUGUAAGGCAGAGCAGCUUAAAUUGCAGUGCAGUGAAGCUGAUCCAGAACAUGACAAAGACAGUGCAAUGAAAGAAAGUCAUUGGGAGAGAGGACAAGAUGAAAAGGACAUCAGUUUGGCGGAGCACACCACAAAAACAGCAAACACAACCGCUGUAUCAUCAAGUGAAUCGAAUUCUCGAGAAUCCCCAGUGAACCUGGAAGCAUCAGUGUUAGAAAAAAACGAUAAAGGAAAAGGAAAUGAACAGCUGGAGCACCAUCAGGAUGCUGAUCCCAGCCAAAAUCAACAACUGCAGUACCAUGAUGAUUCUUCGCACGCACAUCAGGAUCAGUGUUUAGCCCAUAACAAUGUACAGCAGAAAUACGAAUAUCAGAGUGACUCACAAAAUUUUGGUAAGCAGCAUGAAUUUCCGGAAGAAUUUUAUCAUGAAAAUCAGCAGUAUCAUGAGGCCGUUUAUGACCAGAGUCAGCAUCAACAGCAGGUAGAACAGCAUGAAAAUUCCCCGCCAGGUAACCAUCAGCAGCAACAAGAACAAUCACAGUUCGAUCAGCACACUCAUGCGGAUUUCACUGGCUCGCUGAAGGACGAACUUUCAAUGGCUGUGAUCGGAAUAGCGGAUGAUGAGAGAGCUCUCCAUGCUAAUAACGCUGCCAUGUCAGAAUAUCCGUUUACAGUGGAGAAUUUGAGUCCGGCACCGCACGAUCCACCGCAGUCCGAAAUGAUGGAAGUGAAGCGAAAUUUAAAACUGGAUGAUCUACGAAAGCGCGAUCGGGAAAUAACAGGUCCACUGGAUUUGCGAAAAAGCAUUUAUCAUCCGGACGCGAAAUUAGCGCCAGAAACUCGAUCACUGGCAGACGUUUGUCUUUUUCACCACUUUAUUAUUAAAAAGUAUUAA